AUGCCUCAAAGCCGCGAACUUACUAAUAAAAAGAACGAUAAUAAGGAUCGCCACUCUCGUGGUCCCGUGGGUACGGGCGCUAAUGGACCUAAGAAAGGAGGUGCUGGCGCCCACAACUGGGGCGUUUCGACAGCUGAAGAAGGCGCCAUUGCAGCUGUGGACCGCAACGAUCCCAACUAUGACAGCUCGGAAGAACACUAG
This is a messenger RNA of Plasmopara halstedii, 201 nucleotides long. Its product is annotated as PROGRAMMED CELL DEATH 4. NCBI's taxonomy places the organism in Eukaryota, Oomycota, Peronosporomycetes, Peronosporales, Peronosporaceae. The record is from RefSeq and is a predicted model, not a curated record. The transcript is spliced from 2 exons. The coding region runs from base 1 to 201 and encodes 66 amino acids.